Messenger RNA from Pygocentrus nattereri (red-bellied piranha), 1768 nucleotides. It is a transcript of the gene cbx7b, whose product is annotated as chromobox homolog 7b. The transcript has 6 exons. The coding region runs from base 263 to 1024 and encodes 253 amino acids. Gene Ontology annotation, biological process: negative regulation of transcription by RNA polymerase II. Gene Ontology annotation, cellular component: PRC1 complex. The record is from RefSeq and is a predicted model, not a curated record. NCBI's taxonomy places the organism in Eukaryota, Metazoa, Chordata, Actinopteri, Characiformes, Serrasalmidae.
CCGCAUGGUGGCGCACCGCGCGCUGCAGAUGUGUCGCAGAUUUUAAAAGUCACUGUACUCACAGAAAGAUCUAGUACGAGGAAAUGGAAGGGUGAAAAAAAGAAAAAAAGCUUUUGAAACUGAAGCUAAAAACAAGCCUGCGGAGCGGAGCUGAGGAGGAGCGGAGCAGCGUCGUUCAGCCCGACCUACUGUGAGUUUAAGCGAACAGAAGCUCCGCCGCUGCGUUAUUUCACACGAGCCUGGAAAGCGCCACUGAAAUCUGAUGGAACUGUCAGCUAUCGGUGAACAAGUGUUCGCUGUGGAGUCAAUCAUAAAGAAGAGAGUGAGGAAGGGGCAUGUGGAAUAUUUACUAAAGUGGAAGGGGUGGCCUCCAAAGUACAGUACCUGGGAGCCUGAGGAGCAUAUCCUAGAUCCUCGGCUUGUUCUAGCAUAUGAGGAGAAAGAGCACCGGGACAAAGCAGUGGGCUGGCGUAAGAGGGGACCCAAGCCAAAGCGUCUUUUUGUGCAGAACAUUUACACCAUGGACCUCCGCAGUGCACAGAAAGCUGCAGACAAGUCUCCUGCACGUCUGCACCUUUCUCUCACUCGCUCACUCGACCCACAGAUCGACCACAUGGACCAGAAGUUCCAGGCCAAGGGAGGCACCAUAUAUCGGCAACUAGUCCAGCACAAGAGGAAAAAGAGAAGCUCCAGAGACCCAUCGGUAGAGGACUGGGGGGGGAGAGAGGAGGAGGAGGAGGAUGAGGAGGAAGAUGAGAGCACUAGAGAGGAAGAGUUGGAGACUGACAGAGCCACUCCAAACAGCUCCUGCUUCUCUUUCUCAGGUAAUGUGGCGACAGAGGGUUGGAGUUCAAUAAUUGGAUCCAAGGAAGUGACAGUGUCUCCAAUGCAUGAAGAAUGGAGGCCGGUCAUGGGUCCAGAGGAGGUAACAGUGACAGAUGUCACCAUAAAUUCACUGACAGUUACUUUUAGGGAGGCGCUGGUUGCAAAGGGCUUCUUCAGAAGCUGGGAACUGGAGUUCUAAUAUUGAGACUUGAGAAAGAGUGAAGUGAAGAGAGAGAGACAAAGAGAAGUGGUAUGUGAGACUUUAAUCAAGUGCACUAUGUUGGGACAUUUUGACAGUUCAUUCUAUUGCAUGAUAUUCAUUAACAUUUCAAGGUAAAUUUAUGAUUAGUACAGCCGACAUCCUCAGCGUGGAAAGAAAUUGCCAUUAAUGCUGCAUCUACUUGCACAUGUUGGUUGAGGAGGGCCUCCCUAUAAGCCAGUGAGCUUUUUAGCUUUUCACAGUGAUUCCAUAAACUAUCAUUUAAGUAAUUAAAAAGGUACUGAAAAGCUACACGCAUGUAGUACUGUAAAUAAAGUACUAGUUUAUUCAAGUUGUAUUAAUUACAAUUGUGGGAUUGUAGUAUAUAAUAUGUAUCUACACUAGUGUUCAAAAGUUUGGAUUCACUUGUCACAUUAAUAACUUAUGUUAUUUCAGUCAAUCAUGACUUACAGUAUGGAUUGAAGUAAUUAGAUUUCAAGAUGUUAUAUUCAAUAUUUCAAGUUGGGAACUCUACAGUAAUUAAUUAUUCAUAGUCAUUUCAUUAUAAGUUAUCUGCCAGGGAAUUAGUCAUCCCUUCUCAAGGCAAUGCAAGGCAUUCUGAAUAAUGAUUUAAAUAAAUAAUAAUAAUAAUAAUCCAUCAUCCAUCAUCUUCCGCUUCUCCGGGGUUCGGGUCGCGGGGGCAGCAUCCUAAGCGAUGAGGCCCAGACCUCCCUUUCCCCAGCC